GCUUAUGGCGUGAACAUGGAGGCUUUUGCAUCGGCAUUGCAGAAGGCUUUGGCAUCCGCAGCUGCUGUUGAAGAGGCAUCACCCACUCAAGCAGCGGGCAUCAUGGUACAAGGCUUUUGGGAUGUGGCUGCUGUGGAAUGGCUAGUGAAGGUUGGCAUCCCACAAGAGUGCGUCCAACAUCAGGCCAAGAAAGGCCAACAGCAGAAGAAAGCCAAGCAGGCUUCAAACAUCGUCAAAUCGUGA
Messenger RNA from Symbiodinium pilosum, 243 nucleotides. The record is from the annotation of a GenBank genome assembly. NCBI's taxonomy places the organism in Eukaryota, Dinophyceae, Suessiales, Symbiodiniaceae.